GACACAUUCUUUUAUUUACGUUUAGGAAAAAUGCUUAAAAAUUUUUCAUUUGUAGCUAAAUAUUUCAAUCCAAAAAGUAUUGAAUCACUUAAAUAUGCUCAAAUCAAAUGUUAUUGUCAGACUUCAAAAUUAUGUUGGAAUUGCAAAGUGUCAUUAAAUGAAAGUACGGAAAUUUUCUGUCAAAAAUGUAAAAAGAUUCAAGAGAUUCCAAAUGCUGACUACUUCCAACUUUUUGGCAUAGAACAGCAACACAAUAUCGACCAAAAUGCGCUUACAACUAAAUUUAGACAUUUCCAAAAUCAAAUUCAUCCCGACAAGUUUUCCGGCAAACAUGAAAAUGAACAAUCAUUAAGUUCUGAAUGGAGUUCUUUGAUUAAUAAAGCUUACAAAAUAUUGCAAUCACCACUUGAAAGGGCCGAAUAUUUGGUAAGAUUAUGUGGUAUAACACUUCCAGAAAAUAACACAAUCAAUGACCCAGAAUUUCUUAUGGAAAUGAUGGAUAAGAAUGAAGAGGUAGAAAAUUCAGAAACCAAAGAAGAUCUCACAAACAUUCUCCAAAGUCUUCGAGAUGAAAUCACAGAAUUAUCGAACGACUUUUCAACUCAAUUUCAGGCAGGAAAUCUUUCAAAUGCUUUGAUAAUUGUAGCACUUUUUGUGCUUUGUGGAUUAGCAGCAGGUCAUAAAUACAAAUCAGGAGAAUGUCCACAAGUUGAACCCAUGCAAGGUUUUGACAUGAGAAAGUUUCUUGGUGUUUGGCACGCAAUACAAAAAACCUCAACUGCUUCGGAAUGUGUCAUUUAUAACAUCUCACAAGUCGAACCAGGUCAAUAUCUGAUUCAACAGUUGAGUCAAGAUUACCUGAUAGGAUUAGCUCCGGUCUCGCAUCGCUACUCAUACACUGGAGAAUUGGAAGUUAAAGACAACGAUGUACCUGCGAAGAUGACUGUUAAAUUCCCUCUCAAUGUUCUUCCUGGUGAUGCAGUUUUCAAAGUUUUCAUGACUGAUUACGAACAUUACGCUGGAAUUUUCACAUGUCAGAAACUUCCUGUGGCUCAUCGUCAGUCAGCAACAAUUUUAUCUCGUACAAAGGACUUGGAUAAAGCUUAUGUUGAUAAGAUUCGUUCACGUUUGCAAAGCUAUGGCGUUGAUCCUUUCGAUCUCUCAAUCAUUAGUCAAAGCAAUUGUCCAUCAACAUCAAGAGAAACGAAGAUAAAUGUUGACAUUAAUCCUGAUACAUUCUCAUCACAAAACAUUGGUAAUUGGGUACGUAAAGCUGGAGAGAAGAUCGGUGAUGGUGUCGAAUGGACUGUCGAUAAAGCAAAGAAAAUUUAUAAAAGCGUUAGUGGUGGAUCUUCAGAUGAUCAACCAUCGGGAGAUCGCUCGGGAAAAUUGACUGAAACUGAAAAGCCCGUGUGGAUGCCAUAAUUAAUUUAUACUCGAAACAAUAAUCAAUCAAUCGAAAAUUCUCUUUAAAAUUGUAAUCUCAUCUGAAAACUCAAAAAUGAUUAAAAUUAAUAAAACAAAUAAAAACACAAAAUAAUUUUCAUUUGCUUCAA
This is a messenger RNA of Clunio marinus, 1556 nucleotides long. The record is from the annotation of a GenBank genome assembly. NCBI's taxonomy places the organism in Eukaryota, Metazoa, Arthropoda, Insecta, Diptera, Chironomidae.